AAAGCUUAAUUGAAUAAUAACUGUGACAUUAGUUUGAUCUUCGUUUGGUAUUUAAAUGACGCGGCACUCAGAGUUAUAAUUUUUAGUGUCGUAUAUUUUUCGUUGCAUUAUUGGAUUAUUAAUAAUUAUCAAAAUUAUAAAAUGGCCCCAAAUUCACAAUCAACGUCUGGAAACUUAAAAUACAUUGAUAAUGACGAUAUUGUAAUUUCUGGUAUAUCAGGCCGAUUUCCUAAUUGCGAUUCUUUUGAAGAAUUUAAACAAAAACUUUUUAAUGGCACAGAUAUCCUAGCUGAAGGAGAAUCCCGUUGGCCUGAAGGUAUUCAUGGAACCGUUACCAAAAUAGGAGUUAUCAAAAACUUAUCUAAGUUUGAUUCAACUUUUUUUGGAGUGCAUCCAAAGUUGGCUGAUAGAAUGGACCCUCAAGUUCGAAUAUUACUAGAAAGCACAUAUGAAGCUUUUAUCGAUGCAGGAAUGAAUCCAACAUCUAUGAGAGGAUCAAACACAGGUGUAGUUAUAGCAACUACUGAAAAUGAUUCUGCUGAUUGGUGGUCUGCUGAACCUGAUCGAGUAAAUGGUUAUGAAUUUUUAGGUGUAACAAGAACUAUGUUCCCUAACCGUAUUUCUUAUUCUUUUGAUUUAAAAGGUCCUAGUUAUUCAAUCGAUACUGGAUCUUCUGGCAGUUUACUAGCUUUUGAACAUGCAUACAGAAUGAUAAGAACUGGAGUUGCUGAUGGCGUCAUUAUUGGUGGUUGUUCUUUAAUAUUGAAUCCUGUUUUGUCUGUUAUGUUGCAGAAAUUUAAUUCACUUGCUCCUGAUGGAGUAAGUAAACCCUUUGACGCUAGUGGUCAAGGAUAUGUUCGAAGUGAUGCUAUUGUCGUCCUAUACUUACAGCGUGCCAGAGAUGCUAAACGUGUAUAUGCCACUGCUUUAAAUGCUUGUGCAAAUACAGAAGGUUUUCGAUUAGAAGGAGCUAUUCACCCUUCUAAUGUCGCACAAAUGAAAUUGUAUAAAGAAGUGUUAGAUAAUGCCCAUGUCAGUCCAGCAGAUGUAGAUUAUGUUGAAAGCAACGCAUGUGGAGAUCAGUUAAAAGAUUCACAAGAACUUAAUGCUGUUACGGAAGUAUAUUGCAAAAAUCGUUCAAAACCACUUUUGAUUGGAUCUGUCAAGUCAAACAUGGGUGACAGUGAACCAGCAUCUGGACUCUGCGGGAUUGUAAAAUUAGUAUUGGCAAUGGAAAAUCAAGAAAUUCCACCAACUCUCCAUUAUGUUACUCCCAAUCCUAAAGUGCCAGCCCUUAAAGACGGCAGACUUCAAGUAGUUAGUAAGUCACUUCCAUGGAAAGGAGGAAUAGCAGCAGUGAAUUCUAUAGGUAUUGGAGGAUCUAAUGCACAUGUCUUACUAAAGUCAAGUUGUAAAGAUAAGAAACCUCAUUCUCAAGAUCCAAUCCCUCGAUUGAUAAUCGGUUCAGGAAGAACUGAAAGUUCGGUUAACUAUAUGUUGAACCGAGUUGAAGAAACACCCAGAGAUCCAGAAUUGUAUGGUUUAUUGUAUAAUGUACAAAGUGAAAAUAUUCCAGGGCAUCUUUUUAGAGGAUAUAGUAUCCUCGGAGAACAUAAUAAUCGAGAAGUAGUGUCUACCGGAGUAGGAAAGCGAGAAGUAUGGUUUGUUUUUGCUGGAAUGGGAAGUCAGUGGAUUGGUAUGGGUCGAGAGCUUAUGGAAUUGGCACCAUUCCAAAAGUCUGUUGAGAAAUCUGCCAUAGUAUUGAAAUCUCUUGGAUUAGAUCUUUAUGCUCUUUACAACUCAAAUGACCCAGCUAUUUUUGAUAAUCCAUUAAAUACAUUUGUUGGAAUUGCUUCCAUACAAAUGGCGCUAAUAGAUAUUCUUAAACUAAUUGAAAUUGAACCUGAUAAAAUCAUCGGACACUCGGCAGGUGAAUUAGCUUGUGCAUACGCUGAUGGAACAUUAACCGUAGAACAAGCAAUUACUAUUGCUUACUGGAGAGGACGCAGUAUAUUAGAUAAAAAAUUACCACCUGGAGCUAUGGCUUCAAUAGGUUUAUCUUGGGAAGAAGUCAAAACCAAAGUUCCAUCAGAUGUUUUCGUUGCUUGUAAUAAUACUGCAGACAAUGUUACUAUUUCUGGUCCUCCUGAUUCAAUAUCUAAAUUUGUUAAUAAAUUGAAAUCUGAAGGAGUAUUCGCACGGGAAAUAAACAGUUGUGGAGUAGCUUUUCAUUCACCAUAUAUUUUAUCUGUUGGUCCAGCUUUUAAAGAAAAAGUCAAGGGUGUUGUACCAAAUCCAAAACCUAGAUCGUCGAGAUGGUUAAGUACAUCUAUACCAGAAUCCGAAUGGAAUUCACCAUUGGCACAAUUUUCAUCGAUAUCUUAUCAAGUUAACAAUUUAGUAUCACCAGUAUACUUUUUAGACGUAUUGAAACAAAUACCUGAUAACUCUAUAGUGAUUGAAAUUGCUCCAAAUUCUAUUUUCCAACCUCUUCUAAAAUCUAGCACUGGAUCAAAUUGUACUCAUUUAGGUUUAUUAAGGAGAAAUCAAUCAACUACAUCAGAUUUAUUACGUAGCAUAGGGAAACUUUUUAAUGCUGGAUUACAACCCAAAUUAGAAAAUUUAUACCCUCCAAUAGAGUAUCCAGUAUCUAGAGGUACUCCAUCUCUUCAACCAUUAGUUGAAUGGGACCACUCUAGUGAUUGGCAUGUAUGCAACUUCAUUGAAACAGAAACUGCUACAUCUGGAGAGAUAGUAUUAGAAAUAGAUGUUGAAAACAAUUCCUAUAAUUACCUUAAAGGUACUUUUGUUGAUGGUGUCGAAGUUCUACCAUAUUCAUCAUACUUAUUAUUUGUUUGGAACGUAUUAGCUAAACUUCAGUUAAAAUCUCUUGAAGAAUUGCCAGUAGUUUUUGACGAUGUUCAAUUUUUCAAAUUAACUUCUAUACCCUCCAAUGGAAAACUAACUUUCAUUAUCAAUAUUUUGAAAGAAACACGUCAAUUUGAAAUAAAAGAAAACGACUGUGUUGUUGUUUCUGGAUUUAUUGAUAUCCAAGUAACCGACGACCAAAUUGAAUUAACGGAAAUAAAGGAUUAUGAUGCAGGUCAACUAAUGUCUAAUGAUAUUUAUAAAGAUCUUACAUACAAAGGAUACAAAUAUGGAAAAACUUUCCAGAAUUUAAGCAUUGUUAGUCAAAAUGGUAAUAGUGGUAGUAUUGAUUUUGAUGGACAAUGGGCUCCAUUUCUUGAAUCAUUACUGCAAGUACACUUAUUAAAUCUUGAUACGAGACAUUAUCAUGCUAUCAAAUACAUAAACAAAAUUUCAAUUUUACCAAAAAAACAUUAUCAAUCGUUAUCCUCAAAAAGCAUAUCAUUCAACGUUUAUGAAAACAUUAGAGUUGUUAAAACUGCAGGUGUAGAAUUCACUGAUAUUAGAUCACAAUUAGUUCCUGUUCGUAAAGAAAUACAAAAAUCAUUUGAUUUAGACACUUAUUCGUUUAUUCCAUAUGAAUCGAAUGAAGUUGAUGAACCACUUAAUUUAAUCGCUCAAAUCGUGUUAGAUAAUGUUAUAGGCCAUAUAGAAGUUUGCGAGAUUGUAACAAUUCAACAAGAACUGUUGAUUUUACAAGUCUUAAAUUUAAUUAGUUCUAAAACAUCAACACUGGUCAACUGCAAUGUCUAUGCAAAGAAUAUCAGUCAUUACAAAACAGAUAAACUCGUAGCAUACCACGAACAUGAUAUUACUUCCAGCACAAUAGAAAACCCUACAAAUUUAGUGUUAACUCACGGUGUAAUUGAAAAUAAAAACUUAUUUAGUAACAUAAUAGCUGCUGUUAAAAAUGGUGGUUUCUUACUUACUGUUGAACACAGUUUCGAUCCAAAAUUUAAACAAACUGGAAUAGAAAUUGUAGCAAAAUACACUAAAGGCCAUAAUAUGUUUAUUUUAUUAAAAAAAGUUACAGAAUCAUCCAAUCCUUUAGUUAUAGCCACAGGAUCAUCAUUCUCCUGGGUUGAAUUUUUAAAAUCUAAUCUUAAAAACACUGUUUUAAAUAAUAAAAGCAUUUUAUUAGUGGGUCAAAACUUAGAUAACUCUGGAGUAAUACCAUUAACAAAAAGCUUGAGACAAGAUUCAAAUGGCCAUUGUGUUAGAUGCAUAUCAGUCAAAGAUAACAAAGCUCCAGCUUUUUCCUUGACAGCUCCACUGUAUCAAGAGCAAUUAAAGAAAGAUUUAGCAAUUAAUGUUUUUAAAAAUGGUGUAUGGGGAACUUAUGCAUUAAUUCCUUAUAAACAGACUAUGGUACAAGCUGAACAUGCCUUUAUUGGUACAACAAAAGUAGGCGAUCUUAGUAGUCUUCAAUACAUCGAAGGAAAACUUUCGAAAUACAAUGUUAAAGAAUAUCCAAAUUAUAAUUUAUGUUACCCAUACUAUGUUCCACUUAAUGGAUUGGACGUGAAAUUCGCAAAUGGAGGAUUCCCAUACAAUGGACUUAAUGGAGAUAUUGCUCAACAGGAAAGCUAUCUUGGAAUGGAAUUUUCAGGGCGAGACUCCUCUGGCAAACGUGUCAUUGGUUUAGUACCUGGUGGUGCACUGGCUACAUCCGUAUUAGUACAUAAAGAUCUUGUCUGGCAAAUACCAGACGAAUGGACUCUUGAAGAAGCCUCAACUAUCCCAAGAGUUUAUAGUUUGGCUUACUACGCUUUGGUAGUAAGAGGAAACAUUCAAUCAGGUGAAUCUAUGUACGUGCAUGCUGGUGCAAGUGGAAUUAGUACUGCAGUUAUAGCUGUUGCACUUGAGCUAGGAGUUAUCCCUUACGUUGGAGUUUUUAAUAGAGAACAAAAAGAAUUUUUGAAAUCAAUAUACCCUCAAUUAAACGAUCACAACUUUGCUAAUCUAGCUGACAAUGGAGGAUUUGAACAACACCUUUUAGAGCAAACGGAAGGACGUGGUGUAGAUUUAAUAUUUGAUACUUAUACAGUCAUUAAUAAACGUCAAGAAUUUGUUAAUUCUUUAGCUGAAUACGGACGACUUAUUGAGUUUGAAGUAGUCGUACCUGUCUCAGAUUCUUUAGGAAUAUCCGGAAACAUGAAAUCUAUUAGCUUUAAUAAAAUUUCUCUCAGUACCAUACAUUUCUCAGACUCGGAGAUAAAAUAUAUUCAGCGUUUAGUCGCCCAGGGUAUAAAAAAUAAGCAUGUAAAACCUUUGUCUACGACUAUUUUCCCGGUAAAUAAAGUUGAAGAAGCAUUUAAAUUCACUGUAUGUGGUAGUUACUUGGGAAGAGUUGUUGUUAAAAUUAGAGAUGAAGAAAAAACAAAUGUACCAGCUAAACACACAGUAACUGCUUUGCCAAAAUCUUUCUUUUCGUCCGAGAAAUCAUUGGUCAUAAGUGGUGAUGAUGAUGCUUUAAGCUUAGAACUUAUACAACAUUUAGCAUCAAGAAGCGCUCGUAAAUUUGUUUUGGUUACAAAAAAUAAAGUACAGUCUGGUUUCAAAACGUUGGUUUUAAGACGCUUGAAGAACAAAGGCGUUAAUGUAGUAAUGUCUUCAGCCGACCUUUCAACAGUAAAAGGCGUCGAAGAAGCACUAAAAGAAGCUUUACAAUUGGGGCCAGUCUGUGGAUUUUAUCAUUUGAGCAACGCUCCGUCAACAGGUUUAUUACAUUCUCUCAGUGAAAAUGAUUUUAGUUUAGCCAAAAAUAAUGUCGCUGAUAUUGUUGCUAACUUUGACACAAUAAGCAGAAGAGUAUGUCCCCAAAUGGAACAUUUUGUUAUUCUUGCCCCAACAUUAGCAACUCGUGGAGAAGUUUCUAAAACCAACUAUGCAUUUGCCCAUGCUAGUCUUCACAAUGUUGCUGAAAUUCGAUCUAUUUCAGGCUACCCAAUUGUAAUUGUAGAAUAUGGUGCUAUAAGUGAAUGUUCAGACUCAUUCAAUGAUUCACGCUAUGAUAUUCAACCCAUGGCAUCAGCUUUGAAUAUAUUAGACAAUGUUACGCGACAAAAUAAUCAUUUAGUAAUCUCAUGCUCAAAACUAUUACAUCAAAGUCUUGAAAAUACAGAUGCUGCAAGUCUCGUGUUAAUGAAAAUAGCUAAACUUUUCGGACACAAUGCAUUAUCUGAUGUAGAACCAACAUUCACUCUUGCUCAACUAGGACUGGAUACAAUUUUAGGGCCUAAAGUUCAAAGUUUAAUUCAACAAGAAACUAAUACGUUGAUUAAUAUUGAAGAUCUGAGACUAAUGUCAUUCCCAACUCUCCAUACUAAAAUUAACUCAUUUUUAGCCUAAAAUGCAAAUGGAUUGAAGAAUUUCUUAUUUCUUAAAAUAUUUAUAUGAACUCAAAUACAUUUGUUAUUAUAUAUUUUACUUUAAAUGAUCAUAAAUAAAUAAAUAAAUUGCCUUUGAAAA
Messenger RNA from Daktulosphaira vitifoliae (grape phylloxera), 6399 nucleotides. Its product is annotated as fatty acid synthase-like. The transcript has 29 exons. Gene Ontology annotation, biological process: fatty acid biosynthetic process. Gene Ontology annotation, molecular function: oxidoreductase activity; fatty acid synthase activity. NCBI's taxonomy places the organism in Eukaryota, Metazoa, Arthropoda, Insecta, Hemiptera, Phylloxeridae. The coding region runs from base 142 to 6279 and encodes 2045 amino acids. The record is from RefSeq and is a predicted model, not a curated record.